Lampris incognitus (smalleye Pacific opah) is the source of this 3010-nucleotide messenger RNA. It is a transcript of the gene apmap, whose product is annotated as adipocyte plasma membrane associated protein. The transcript has 9 exons. Gene Ontology annotation, molecular function: strictosidine synthase activity. The record is from RefSeq and is a predicted model, not a curated record. Gene Ontology annotation, biological process: biosynthetic process. Bases 140 to 1387 code for a protein of 415 amino acids. Lineage: Eukaryota; Metazoa; Chordata; Actinopteri; Lampriformes; Lampridae.
GCGGAGACCAAAGAAGAAGAGCUCUGCCCCGCAGUCGUGAUGUUUUGCAGUCUGUGUGCAGUUCGAAUCUUUUUAAGCUGUUUAUUCACGUUAGAAUAACAUAUUCCUGACAACAGAGUUGGCGGCGUCUCUGUUCAACAUGAAUGAAACAGAGGGGCUGCGGUUCAGACGGCUGUACCGACCACAGGUCAUCACAGACGAUUUACAGGAGCGCCAGUUGAAAUCAUCCAGUACUUACAGUGGCAAAGUGUUUCGGGUCACUCUGCUGUCUCUUGGUGGAUUCUUGGUUCUGCCCGUCCUGUUGGUUCUGCUGGUCCUAGAGUCUCCCAUCCAGCCCGAGAUCCUCAGUCUGAGCGAGCCUCCUGUCAUGAUGGGAUGUUAUGAACCCAACCUGAAGCUGAGGGAGGCUCAGAGGAUGUUUGAAGACCAGAUUGUUGGACCAGAGUCUAUUGCCAACAUUGGAGACAUUUUGUACACAGGAACGGCUGAUGGAAAGAUCCUAAAGCUGGUUGGUCGGAGGUUCCAUAUUGUGGCGAGACUUGGCCGACCUCCAUGUGGCUCCAGGGAAGAGGAGCCAAGCUGUGGGAGGCCCCUGGGAAUCAGGGUAGGGCCCAACGGGACUCUCUUUGUGGCAGACGCCUACCUGGGUCUGUUUGAGGUCAACCCUACAACAGGUCAUGUGACCAACCUGGUGCAGGGGGGUCAGCUGGUGGGCGGGAGGAAGCUGUCAUUCAUCAACGACCUGACAGUGACACAGGAUGGCAGGAAGGUGUAUUUCACCGACUCCAGCAGCAAGUGGCAGCGUAGAGACUAUCUCAGUCUUAUCAUGGAGGCCACUGCGGACGGACGAGUUUUGGAGUACGAUGUGGAGAGCAGGGAGGUGUCAGUGGUGAUGGAGAAUCUGCGUUUCCCCAACGGAAUCCAACUCCUCCCCGAUGAAGAGUCUGUGUUAGUGGCUGAGACCACUAUGGCACGAAUACGCAGGGUCCAUGUCUCUGGCCUCAACAAAGGCGGGAUGGACACGUUUGUGGACAACCUGCCCGGCUUUCCUGACAACAUCCGUUCCAGCUCCACAGGAGGUUACUGGGUGGCCAUGUCUGCCGUCAGGCCCAACCCUGGCUUUUCCAUGCUGGACUUCCUGUCUCAGAGGCCCUGGAUCAAGAAACUCAUCUUCAAGCUCUUCAGUCAGGAUGUGCUGAUGAAGUUUGUCCCUCGCUACAGUCUGGUGGUGGAGCUUCAUGACGGAGGCGUGUGCACGCGCAGCCUCCAUGACCCACACGGCCUGGUGGCCACCUAUGUCAGCGAGGCCCACGAGCAUGAUGGGUACCUGUACCUGGGCUCCUUUCGCUCGCCGUUCCUCUGCCGGCUGGAUCUCAGCAAGGUGUGAAUCACACAUGCACAUGCACACGCACACGCGCGCAUGCACACACGCACACACACACACACACACACACACACACACACACACACACACACACACACACACACAAUGUUCACUGUCACACUGCUAGCAAACAAAGAAAUCACGACUUGCUCCUGUCUGAUGAACUCUCUGAGUCAGCUAGCUGAUUGACGGCUUUACUGCCUGGCAGUUCUGUUUAAAGUGAUAGGCGGGACAUCUGUCGAGGAUGGAAUGUGAUUGGCUACUGAAAGAUAAUGUUUGUAAAACAUUCAGUCAACUUUCCUCCACUGAAAAGCCAACCGCAACAUUGAAAGAAGAAAAAAAAAAGGACUUCCUGUGACUUAUCUGGAGCUAGUGGUGUGAAAACAGGCACACACACACACACACACACACACACACACACACACACACACACACACACACCCACCUGUGCUGUGAUAUAAUCAGCUAACCAGUCGUAGGUAAGCAGAAGGCGCUGCAGGACACAUGCUGUGCUAGAUUGCUAACUGCUAGCUUCUGGAUCGCGUGAUUAAAUUUGCAAGGAGAUGGUGAGACAGAUUAAUUAUCCAAUCAGCCAGAAAGUUCAUUAGCAACAAGGGAAAAAAAACUGUGGCUCCCAUUUGUUUAAGGAAUAACAACAUCAAACUAUGGAAAACUGUGAAUAUAUUGCCAUUACCGCUGUGAAGCGUGCCAACAUCUGUAUUAACAAUGCAAGUGUGUUUGCCACCUCGCAGAGUGUAACAAUAAUUAGCUGUUACUAAUGUUUAGUUAGCGAUACUCCGUUGACAAGGAUCUGUUAGUAACCAUAACUUGACUCAGUAAAGAUUUUAGUGUCUCAUGGUAAUGAUGUUGUUUUCAUUGAUGACAUUGUUUGUCAUGAUUAAAAAAAUACCACGUUUAAAGAAUCAUUAGCAUGAUGGAGCAUCAGAGCCAAUCUCGGCGAGGACAAAUCUUUUGAUAAACGCCGCUAAAGUUUUCUAUAAUUUUGUUUUUACUCCCACAAUGUUAUUCUUGUAUCAUUUGAAUGCCUUCUCCACCACAGAGACAUGUUGUUAGUAAGCAGAAUAAAGACUGUCUUCACCUGGCCCAGAAAAACAAGCAACCCCAAGUCACCCGUAGAUUUUUCCCAGUUUGAAUUUAGAUUUAUUCAGUUCUUUUACCCAGCAUGCCCUAUGCUAUGAGGUGAAUAGGUUUUCAGUUGUUUUUGUGGUGUUGUUAUAAGGUGCCAAUUCUAGUUCAUGUUUUCCUGUGGAUUUUAUGCUUCUUGUUAUUUGCACUUUGAUUUGAGCUGUUUUGUUCCAAGCUGGCUCCCAUAGCACUGGGAGACCCCACGGCCUCCACCGUCUGACCUUCUGUCCUCACAAAGAAGUUUCAGACAUUUAAAGAGGGCCCUCUGGAGGGUUUUUAGCCCAUAUGAUUGCAAAUACUUAUCUAGAUGUAUAAAUUAAGCUUUCUGUGCUUGGUUUUAAGUGUAAAGAGAGACCUGUGUGAAUGUGAAGUCAUUUCUCCCUCAUAUGGAAUGAUAUUUGUUUGUUGGUGAUAUUUCUCUCUGCGGUCUCCUUCUCCAAACCAGCUUCCUUUCAAUAAAACUGCAAAGUAUGAAAAUCA